Messenger RNA from Linum tenue, 3506 nucleotides. Lineage: Eukaryota; Viridiplantae; Streptophyta; Magnoliopsida; Malpighiales; Linaceae. The record is from the annotation of a GenBank genome assembly.
CGACCCGAACUCUGGAACCACAAACCCCAAACUCUUUUUACAAAAAGAAUUCGAUUUACAAUUUCCUUUUAUUUCGUCAUUUUCCACGACGAGGAAAGAAUCCCCAUCAUCCACAGCGAGCGCACUUCCCCUGCCAGUUUCCCACCCUUUACCUCACCAAAAAGUUUCCCAAUCACAAUCAAAACCGCCUUCCACAAAUCUUUCGAGCUUCCAUCUCGUCGCCAGAACAAGUUCGAGUUCAAUUUUCGCGUGCUUAACAGACCGAGGACUCGCUCCUCUUGCUGGAGUUGGGAUUCUCCCUGCAUAUCGUGCCGCCGUUGUUUCUGCUGCGCCUGAAUUGCACACUGCUAGGGAUUCUUCCCCUGGAUUCAUGUUGUAUCUAGCUAGAUGGUUCUUGCCCUCCUUCUUCUGCCUUCGCCCUCAAUUCAGUUGGGGCAACUGAUUUCAACACCUUCCCCGCUACUUGUUCUCAAUGAGUUUGCAGUCUGCUUCUGCGAGCUUCGACUUCUCAUCCUCUCUAAAUCUUCUACCCCAGCUCUGUCCCUGCAGGAGUUCGUCACUAGCUGCCUGCCAUCCCGGUAAGAGGAGGAGGGGAGCCAACUUCAGGCGGGAAUCCGGUUCUCGUGCUUGCGCAAUCCCCAGCGAUAGGUACGGUUACGGGAACUGCACUGUCAAUGUAGAUGACUUGGCCAGUUCCGCGAGACGGGGUGCUCAGAGCAUCAUUCUGGAUCGAAUUUCCAACGAGCUGGAGGAUGAACAGGAUGUGUCUUCGUCUUCCUCGGUGCGGAUGGGAUCCAGUUUUUCCAGUUAUCAACAGGAUCCAAUGGUAAAUAAGUUGAGGACUCAGUUGGGGGUCAUUCAUCCAAUCCCCUCGCCUCCCGUUAAUGGGAACAUAGCCGGGUUGUUCGUUGUCUUCUUCUUCGUAGGGGUGCUUUGUGAUAAACUGUGGACCGCGAGGAGGAGGAAAGCAGGGAAUGAAGAUGGCCAGCUCGGGACGUGGCCGCAAGUUCCCACAAGCUUCUCCUUGUUCUUGGAGAAGGACUUGCAGAGGAAGGAGUCGGUGGAGUGGGUGAAUAUGGUGGUGGGCAAGUUGUGGAAGGUCUACAGAGGUGGGAUUGAGAAUUGGAUCAUUGGAUUGUUGCAGCCGGUCAUCGACGAUCUGAAGAAGCCGGAUUAUGUUGAUAGAGUAGAGAUUAAGCAAUUCUCAUUGGGGGAUGAACCAUUGUCUGUCAGGAACGUAGAGCGUAGGACUUCUCGCAGGGCCAAUGACUUACAGUACCAAAUAGGCAUCCGAUAUACAGGAGGUGCUCGCAUGCUUCUUAUGCUUUCUCUAAAAUUUGGAGUCAUACCGGUUUCGGUCCCGGUCGGUGUUAGGGACUUUGACAUUGAUGGUGAACUUUGGGUCAAAUUAAGGUUGAUACCAACCGCACCUUGGGUUGGAGCUGCUUCUUGGGCUUUUGUCUCACUCCCGCGGAUCAAGUUUGAAUUAUCACCUUUUCGCUUAUUCAACUUGAUGGAUGAAAUCCUGAUACAAGUUUCUUCCUUUCUUUUUUGCAUGUUUCCUGCAACAUCAGCUAUUCCCGUUCUCUCUAGGUUCUUGACAAAACUUCUCACCGUGGACUUGCCUCGCUUGUUCGUUCGUCCAAAGAAGAUUGUUUUGGAUUUGCAAAAGGGAAAAGCAGUUGGGCCUGUGGCAGCUGGUUCACAAGCUAGAGAAACACAAGAAGGAAACAAGGAUUUUGUUGGUGAAUUAUCAGUGACGCUUGUGGAUGCUCGGAAACUUUCUUACCUCUUAUAUGGUAAAACUGAUCCAUAUGUUGUUCUAAGUCUGGGGGAUCAAGCAAUACGCAGUAAGAAGAACAGUCAGACAACAGUAAUUGGACCUCCUGGUGAGCCAAUAUGGAAUCAGGAUUUUCAUAUGCUUGUUUCAAACCCUCGGAGUCAAAAACUGAUUGUCCAAGUGAAAGACUCUCUUGGAUUCAGAGAUCUGACCAUUGGUACGGCAGAGGUUGACCUGGUGUCUCUGCAAGACACAGUGCCAACGGAUAAGAUUGUGGUUUUGCAAGGGGGCUGGGGGCUAUUCGGGAAGGGAUCUGCCGGAGAAGUGCUGGUUCGGCUAACAUACAAGGCAUAUGUGGAGGAUGAAGAUGAUGAGAGGGCUGCUGAGUUGGAGUCUGUUGACACAGACACAUCGGAUGAUGAAGUGGACAUUGAUGAACUUGACGCAGUUUACGAACCUGCAGAUCAAAGGGAUUUAUUAAAUGGAACAGACAAAGAAUCCUUCAUGGACGUUCUUGCUGCUCUGAUUGUGAGUGAGGAAUUUCAAGGGAUAGUAGCAUCAGAGACUGGAAACAAUAGAGUAAUGGACAAUUUGUCCAACGGGGGAGCCACGCUUCCUAGGCCCUCCUCCCCAGGUGUGAAUGCUGAAUCCAAUUCAAGCCAGAGUUCCCAAGGUUCAGGAUCUGUAUUGCUGGGACUUGCUGCGAUUACAAGCAUAUUGGUGCUAAUAUCUCUCAGUUCCAGCGGAUCAAGUAUUUUUAACCCUUGAAUGUAGUGGUUGUGACUUGUGAAGCAACCUGGUCUCUGAGCUAGCAGUAAGGGCGGGUUCCAUUUAACUGAUUCGGUUUGAAGAAACGGCCUACUGUGGUGGUCUGGUUUCGAGGUAUAUGUUUGGCAGAGGAAGGCUUUGAUUCGGCAGCAUAUACAAUGCGGAUGGGGUGUUGGAUUGGAUACUAGAGCGUUAGUUUUCUUUUUACCCUGCAAAUCAUUCCGUUUGUGGUAGCUGGUAGGGUUCUAAGAGGGCCUUGGCAGUGAGUUGACUUGUUACAGAGGCUUUUGGUUUUAGUUUUAGUCAUAUAUUUGUAAGGGGAUUAGGGGAUGAUGGAGCUUCCCCACUUGCGGAAUUGGGAAAUGAGAAGGGCCCUGACCAGCUCUUUUUUCAUUAGGAGAAGUUAUUUUCACAGUUUGUGAUCCUUGUAGCGCAAGAAACCUAAAUUUGCGGUUCACCUCUUUCUAAUUGGUUCUUCAGCUGCGCUUGCCUAGCUGGCGUUCUCGGCAGAUGUCGUUGGCCGUUUGCAUUCGAUAAGUGGGGUUUCACACAAGAUAAUGAACAACAGAUAUUGACAAGGUUAUAUCAGCAGAAAUACCAAACCCUGAAUUGGAUCCAGUGAGUUAUGGUGUCGUUGUUAAGUAUAGCUUCAUGGACCUUGCGGUCAGACCAAUACAGGUGUUCCAUGCAUGAAAGAUAAGAAAGUGUCAUCAAAAGGUAAAUGAUCCAAUAGUUUCCCUAAAGAAUUCAAUUCAUCAACCACAUUUGACAGCUUUGGUAACAUUGUUUACAAGAGAACAGACUCUGCUAUAUAUGUGGAGAAGGGAAAUGCCAUAUUGGAUAAUCGACAUGUUGUCCCGUACAAUUAAAAUCUGCUAGUCAAGAUGUAAGCUCACAUCAAUGUAGAAGUAUGUUACAAAGGAAAACUCAUAAAGUAUAUUUUCACAUAUGUUACUAA